AUGGACCAAAGUGGGAUGGAGAUUCCUGUGACCCUCAUCAUUAAAGCACCGAAUCAGAAAUACAGUGAUCAGACUAUUAGCUGCUUCUUGAACUGGACCGUGGGGAAACUAAAAACGCAUCUGUCUAACGUGUACCCUAGCAAACCAUUGACGAAGGAUCAAAGAUUGGUGUAUUCGGGCAGACUGCUUCCCGAUCAUCUGCAGCUGAAAGACAUUCUCAGAAAACAAGAUGAGUAUCAUAUGGUUCAUCUAGUGUGUACUUCUCGGACUCCUCCCAGUUCUCCAAAAUCCAGCACCACUAGAGAAAGUCAUGAAGCGUUGGCAUCCAGCAGCAAUUCUAAUUCAGAUCAGUCAGGAUCAACAACUCCAUCAUCCAGUCAAGAAACCUUGUCUUUAUCUGCCAGUUCUUCCUCGGAAGGAUUGAGGCAACGUACCCUUCCACAAGCACAAACCGACCCAGCACAGACUCAUCAGUUCCCAUAUGUAAUGCAAGGAAAUGUGGACAACCAGCUUCCUGGGCAAGCUAUUCCAGCUGGAUUCCCAGUGUAUCCUGCUUUCAGCCCGCUGCAGAUGCUGUGGUGGCAACAGAUGUAUGCUCAUCAGUAUUAUAUGCAAUAUCAAGCUGCAGUUUCAGCUCAGGCUACAUCAAAUGCCAACCCAGCCCAGCCUGCUGCUUCACAGCCUCUAAAUUUGGCACAUGUUCCUGGAGAAGAACCUCCACCAGCUCCAAACCUAGUGGCCCAAGAAAAUCGACCCAUGAAUGAGAAUGUUCAAAUGAAUGCACAGGGAGGUCCAGUGCUAAAUGAAGAAGACUUCAAUCGAGACUGGCUGGACUGGAUGUACACGUUCUCCCGAGCUGCAAUUCUCCUUAGCAUUGUAUACUUCUAUUCUUCUUUUAGUCGUUUUAUCAUGGUAAUGGGAGCCAUGCUGCUGGUUUAUUUACACCAAGCUGGAUGGUUUCCUUUUAGGCAAGAAGGAGGUCAGCAACAGGCUCCCAACAAUAAUGCCGAAGUUAACAAUGAUGGGCAAAAUGCCAACAACCUAGAACUUGAAGAAAUGGAGCGUCUUAUGGAUGAUGGGCUUGAAGAUGAGAGUGGAGAAGAUGCAGGUGAAGAUGCCAGUGCAAUUCAAAGGCCUGGUUUAAUGGCGUCAGCUUGGUCUUUUAUCACCACCUUCUUUACUUCACUGAUACCAGAGGGGCCUCCCCAGGUUGCCAAUUAGACCUGAAAAACUGUGCCAGCUCCGAAGGAGGGUCUGACUUUAGGAAAGUGUUUUAAAUAACAGUGCAAUUUCAAAAAAAUUUAUUACUUUCUUUUCAUCAUCAUGUACAGAGGUGUUUUUUUCUUUAAGCUUCUCAUGCAUAUGAAUAUUUUAAGCACAAAUGGACUACUAAAUGUGUGAUUUUUUUUUCAAGAUCCUAACAGAACAUAGUAUAACAAUAUUGGUCUUCCAGAUUUUAUUAAUUUCAAUUAUGUAUAUUCUGUCAAGGCAGAUCUAUUUGUGUGUCUUAUUUCUUUAAAGAGCUGCUUCACAUAUAAAUGUCUAUAGCUAAUAGCCCAGCCCUUCAGUGUGUAAUUUGAAUAAAUAUAUCUAUUUUCUGUGAAUUAUCCUGAAAGUUUUAAACAGAAUGACCUCAUAGUUUUUAAUAAAGAAUAUUAUUUACCUAAAAUGUGCUAGCAGCAUCUUGCCCAGCCAUAAAGCAAUAAACUUCUCAAUAAUCUUAAUUUUGACAUUUGGAUAAAUAAUGGAAACUUUCUAUUUUAAGGGCAUGUAUCCCAUCAAUUGGAAUUAGUACCUUAAAAAAAAAAAAAACGGCAGCUCUUCAAUGGAAUUAAUAGUGAUAUAAAUGUUUGAUACAGGCAGUACUUUUAUAAAAUAUGCUGGAAAUUGCUCCCUGUAAUUUUUUUAAAUAAAAGGUCAAUUAUGGUAAA
This is a messenger RNA of Felis catus (domestic cat), 1931 nucleotides long. It is a transcript of the gene HERPUD2, whose product is annotated as HERPUD family member 2. Gene Ontology annotation, biological process: endoplasmic reticulum unfolded protein response. Lineage: Eukaryota; Metazoa; Chordata; Mammalia; Carnivora; Felidae. The record is from RefSeq and is a predicted model, not a curated record. The coding region runs from base 1 to 1221 and encodes 406 amino acids. The transcript has 8 exons. Gene Ontology annotation, molecular function: protein binding.